UCCGCUUUCUACACUAGACUCGAUCAGGUGUUUAAACCUCGCUAGUAAAUAUUAAAGGAUCAAUCUGAAGGUUGAAACAUGCGCUGCAUGAUGAGCUACAGCCUGCCCUGCUCCCCGGGAAUCUCUCCUCCUCAUUCAGGCAGGAUGGUGUCCUACAGAGCCAGAUGCGUCAGUGCAUCUGGUGCCAAUGUGGUCGCAAUCGAUAACAAGAUUGAGCAGGCCAUGGACUUGGUGAAGAGCCACCUGAUGUACGCCGUCCGCGAGGAGGUGGAGGUGCUGAAGGAGCAGAUCAAAGAGCUUUACGAGAGAAACUCUGUGCUGGAGCGCGAGAACGCCGUGCUGAAGUCGCUGGCUAACACCCAGCAGCUCACCCAGCUGUCCAGCCAGCUCAGCUGCCUUUCACCGCCGCUGCAGCUGCAUCAGCCCCCGUUCAUCAAAAACAGCGGCCACUCUCUGGUUCACCACGAGGGGAGCCAAGGCGUCUCCUAUCAGCCAAACAUCACCUCGGCGUGAACCCCCUCACCCUCCCUUUAUUUUCCCCCCUUUAAACACAUGUUUUAAGGACAUGCCUCCCACAGACAGGAGCAGAAUGUCCUCGUUGGAGAAACAAAGAAAAACACCAAACUGUCCUCUUAGCCCUUUAAGCAGAAGGCAUGGCUCUGCUCAGUGCAUUAGUAUGCAUUGAUGCCAGCACAGGGCCGUCACACUGUCAAGACAUUUACCAACACUUAGUCUUAUUGUGUCCUGUGCUCGGCUGAAUGUGAGGCAUUAAACUAAAUGUAUCCUUGUGCAGGAGGCAGGAGGGUUACCAAGCUCAGUGAGCUUAAACUGUUGGGGUAAACAGUGCUGGACAGUAUUAGUGACAGAGUUCCUGCAAAAAACAACAAACAUCUGACGCAAACUGUCCUCCAGGCGUCCACGUCACUUCAGGGCUGGUAGAGGGGGAGGCCGUAGGCAGACAUGGUGCCGGUCGGAAUGAGCGAAGAACACGUCCUCGUUGAGGAGGACAGGAUAGGCAGAGAGAGAGAGACAACAGUCUACGCUUUUAAAAGAAAUUAUCUAUAUAUAUAUAUAUAUAUAUAUGUCUGUGCUGCAUCGAAUGCUUGUUUUUUCAAAGCCACCGUACUUUGACAUGAAUCAUAAUAAAAAGUCAUCAGUAGUUCAGUUUUAGCAAUUUUUGUUUCUCUAUUUAUUUCAGGGCUGCUAUUUCAUAAUAUAAAAUGAACAAUGUCAUGAAGUUACAAAUUCAAAACGACUUUAGUUUCCUAGUAUUUUAAGAUCUGUCAGGUUUAACAUUUGCUUGUUUAUUUGUUUUUUUUCUUCCAACAUGAAUAAGUAGGCAAUAAAUUCCUUGGUUGAAAUUGUUCUCAAGAACUGGUGGUAACACUAAAGAUGAGCUUUUAUGAGGUGAAAUCCAGGUUGAAUGUAUAUUUUGUAAAGUAUUAAAGAGUGUGGGGGGUUUGUACAGGACAGUACCUAUUAAGAUAAAAAAAAAAUGAUGGGAUGGUUCAAUAAAGAAAACUAUGAAUUUUACUUUUUCUAGGCUUUUUUUUUUUUUUUCAAAACAAAUUAUUUUUUUUCUUUAAGAGAUGAAAAACUGUGAAAAUUGUUCAACCUACUUUAUAACCAAAGACUCAAAAACUGUUUAGUCAUCAUUUUCAAUUGAAUGCACAUUUUAUUUCUCUCCUUCCCUAUAAAUAUUUUGUUGCUCGUUCUGCAUGAUCUGUAAUCGGACCACUUUCUUACCUCAUUUGCUUUUUUUUUUUUCUUUUUUUUUUCAGCACUCUUAUUUAACUGUCAUUCUGUGAAUGAUUGUAAGAUUUGUGAACAAGAAAGGGAACUGUGAGCUGAAGGGGUGGAGUCAGUAAGAAAGUGUUUGACGCAAAAGGAUUGUGAUGGUAAAACAAACGUAAAGUUGGAGAUGUUAAAGGAUGAGGGAGGAACUGUGUGCAUAAGAUGACAGAAGAAGCCAUCUUUAUUCUAAUGUUAAAUCUGAUUUGCAGAUAUCUAGACACACUUUAAAGCUGCUGAGCUUAUUACGGGAUGUCCUUUUUCACUUCUCUGUGCCUCUGGUGCCGAUGCCCUGCAGUCCGCAGGCCGUUGGGUCCAUUUCUCUGUGGCUUAGAACCAAACCAAACUGCUUGGUAAAUGUACAAUCAGACAUCUCUUAAAUCUUCCUUCCCCCAAUGUUUUUUCCCCCCCCUUGUUUUCAUUAAUUUGAAGGAGAUGCCGUGUACAUGCCAGAUGUACUGUAUGAAAGUGAUCACUGAGCCUUGGAAAAAAAUGUCAAAACCAAUGCCCUUGUAAUGUGCUGUUAAAAAACUAUUUUAGUUUUCAUUCAGAAAUAAAAAAAACAGGU
Molecule: messenger RNA, 2359 nt
Organism: Cyprinodon variegatus (sheepshead minnow)
Lineage: Eukaryota; Metazoa; Chordata; Actinopteri; Cyprinodontiformes; Cyprinodontidae
Product: TSC22 domain family protein 3-like
Exons: 3
Coding region: 79-513 (144 amino acids)
Biological process (GO): regulation of transcription by RNA polymerase II
Source: RefSeq, a predicted model, not a curated record